AUGAAAACAUUAGACAAGAUGAUCGAUCACCUUACACUAGAAGAACCUGACAAUAUUAAUUCAGAACAGAUUAUGGUAGAGCAAUACAACUCAAUUGAGACGCGUGAUGAUACCGUGAUAGAGAAUAGUUGUGAAACCAUGGGAAACGGUAAAGAAUCGCGGGAAUCAAUUUUAAUGCCGAAAAAAAACAUAGACGAAAAAUCAAAUGUGGAAACUGUCGUUGAUGAAGCCGAGAGUCUGGGUUUGGAAAGCGUACAAUUAAUGAAUUCAGGAAAUGAUGAUAUGAUUGCUAAUGAACAUCACUUACGUGAUUCGUUGGCAUCGCAACGCGAUGAAAAUAAGGGGAACGUAAUCUUUGAAGAUGUUGGAAAUCAAGAUGAUGACUUUCUGAUGUUCCAAAAAAGUUUGGAAAUAAAAGAAAAUUAUCAAUCUGAUACUCACGAUACCAGUUGUGAACAAGCAAUUUAUUCACCGCAAAAUGUUGUGGAAAAGGAAAGAAACAUUGCCGAAACUGUAGAAAAUGCUGAAAAGGAUGAUGAGCAUGAUAUGAGAUUGGAAACCGAAAAAGAUCGUUCGAAUGAGUUGAGAUUGGUUGGAGAAAAAGAGGUUGAAGAUUUUAAUUACGAACUCUUAGGCAUCAUAGACGAUGAAUCCUGCGAUUCGUUAAUAGAGAUAAAGGUGUCGAAUAGAGUUUUGUGUGUUGAAGAAAAGGCGGUGAUCAAUACUAAAAACAAUAUUGAGAAUACUAGAAGGGAAGGGAACAAUUCGUUUUAUGAUUCCUUGGUUGACAAAAGGAAGUCGAUAAAUGACAUCCACGGAGAUAUUGUAAACGAUAAAAAAACAUCCAUCAAGUCUUUGCCUAACAGUAGUAGAUUGAUAAACGACACUCCCAGAGACAAGAGCGUUGUUGAAAGAACGUUUGGUGGAUCUUUGGUUGUCAAGAAAGACUCCGUGAGCGAUAUUCAUCACGACAUUGCGAAUGUAAAUAACUCGUCCAACAAUUCUUUGAUUGAAAAGAUAGAGUCAGUGAUUGAUACAUAUGGUGACGCGACGAGUGUUGAAAAAAGGGAUGAUUUGACUAAUGAGGCUCCUGUUGACAAGAGGCAGUCAAUGAUCGACAUCCACAAUGAUACCGUAAGUAUUGAAAACGGGAACAACGACUUGUUCAUCAAGUCUUUGGUCGACGAAAGAAAAUCUGUGAGCGUUAUUCAGAACGAAACAUCGACCAUUGAGAUAAAAACGAUAGAUCAUGUCGUCGACGACGUUGGACAGUUAAAUAUUGAAAACGACUCCGUUAAAGGGAAAUCUUUUGAAUUCGAGAAAAGUGAUACAAUGGUACUAGAUAGCUUUGGAAGUCGGGGCGAACUUAAUGACGUUACCGAAGAAUGCGAAGAAUAUGCAUCCUUUUGCGAAAAACUUGCAAAAAACCAAUUUGACGAAAGUACUUCUCUCAAGUACAGGACAACUAAUUCAGUUCAAAAUAAGUGCAGUCACGAAGUUUCUCGAAUCAUUGCGGACGACAUUUAUUAUGAGUCAACGAAAAACUAUUUCAAGAAUUCAAUCUCACAUCAAACGCCACGUGAACUUAACAUGGAAGAUUUAUUAGUGAAAGAGGGUAUAUCUGGCAACACCGCCGAUCACAAAGAUACAGAGAGCAGACAAUCAGAAAUAAUCAACAGUAAGGUGAACGAAGAUGACGCUAUUCUGAGGUUAGGGAAUUUGUCGAUUCAUUCCUCAGACAAUGAUAAACUAAACACGCCUAAACCAUCAACUUCGCCAACAUUCUUUUCUCCUCCGUACGUUGAACAAUCCCCCGAAUUCUCAAAGAUGGACACCGAACUAAAUUAUUUCCCUUUCAGUCAUAUGUUACCAACCGAACCAAUAAAACAAUAUGGUUCCAGGGACAUCACCGUGGAAGAGUAUUUACGAGACAUGACAGAAGAGCAGAACAAAAAACUGAUCAUGAAGACUUCUCAAAUGAUAGAGGAACUAUUGGAAGUAAAGAGAAAAGCCAAAAACGCAAUAAUGUCAAUACCUGUGAUAUAG
Messenger RNA from Acaulospora morrowiae, 2046 nucleotides. The record is from the annotation of a GenBank genome assembly. NCBI's taxonomy places the organism in Eukaryota, Fungi, Glomeromycota, Glomeromycetes, Diversisporales, Acaulosporaceae.